Messenger RNA from Pecten maximus, 2951 nucleotides. Its product is annotated as caspase-3-like. Bases 299 to 1189 code for a protein of 296 amino acids. Gene Ontology annotation, biological process: proteolysis. NCBI's taxonomy places the organism in Eukaryota, Metazoa, Mollusca, Bivalvia, Pectinida, Pectinidae. Gene Ontology annotation, molecular function: cysteine-type endopeptidase activity. The record is from RefSeq and is a predicted model, not a curated record. The transcript has 5 exons.
UUAUGUGAUUCCAAGAUCUUCACUGUGGUGUUUUCGAAUGUUGACACAUUUGAUUAUCAUCAUUAACAGUGAAAUACUUGUAUUAUGAUCUGAAAACUUGUAACUCUCACGGCGGAAAUGACAAUUUUCAUUGCACAUGCGCGCUUGCAAUUCUCACGGUACUUGCAAAGUACACGCUACAACGUCAUCAGAUGUUGUGUAACUAGCUGAAGUGACGGGCGCGACGAGGUGACGGAGAUUUAGCCUCUCCCAGAAGUUUAAGCUACCAGAGACUACCCAGUUUAAGAAAAACAGAGAUAUGAGUGGAGAUGAUGCCAGUAUUCCAAAAGUCCCUGCAGCAAAUGUCAAGUCUUCAAGAUAUAUCCUAGAAGGAUAUGAUCUGUAUGUUCUGUUGAUUCAUGAUCAAAGACAGAAGGUUAAAUAUGUAUCGUGUGAUGCAGAAGACAUGGAAGAAAAGUCAAAAAGUAGGAUAAACAAUGAUUUGGAGCGGCUAAAAGAAAUUUUGAAAGAAAAAUUUAAACCUGAAAUCAAAGAAAUUGGUGUAAAUGAUCAGAUGAUGAUUCCGUGCUUUGAAAAAGAACUACAAAAUGUUUCUGGAGCCAUUAGCACCUGUCCCAAUGUUGGAGCGUUCCUCUGUGUAUUUCUCGGAUUUGGUGGGUCCGAGUAUGUUUAUCUUGGACGUGAAAAAGAAGAAAAAAUUCAGAAAAUGGAAUUUGCUGCUGUGGUGAAACACUUCAAUGGAGAAAAUUGUAAAUCUUUGGCAAUGAAACCAAAAAUGUUCUUUGUUCAGGCUGAGACAACCAGCCCUGCAUUACCAAGAAGUGGACAACGUAGUGGUAGAGAAGAAGAGGAUGGGUUGAUCAGGAUUCCCAUACAAGCAGAUAUUUUUGUCUAUUUUUCCUCAGCACUUGCAGGAGAAUUUUGGAAUGAAGUUCCGGUGACUGACACAGAUAAGGACAAUGUGAUGUCCAGGUUUGUGAGGUUGUUGUGUUGUGAACUAAAAGAAUUAAAACCUAGUUCCAGUAUCGAGAUACAAAAGAUGGUGAUCAGAAUCAAUUUUCAGAUCCAAGAGGCAAAAUUUAUAUACAAACCACCUGAAGGUGUAGAUUUUUUACCACUUGUGACAAGUCAGCUGACAAAAGAUCUUUUUCUGGCUGAUUUCAUGGAAAACCCAAAAGCGAAUGUAUAAGACUCUUACAUAGGUUAGCAUGCUUUCAAAUAACUGCAGGAUCCAUAUAAGAAAUGAUCACUGUAUUGCAGGUGAGCGAUUCGGGCCCAUUAGGCCCUUGUAAUGAUUAGUUAAUUGUGAUCUCUUAAUACUUUGCAAAAAUCACUGCAAAAUUAGGAAUACCAAAUGUACUUACAAUCAACCAAAGCAGCUUAAUAUAUACAAAUAUUGUCUCCUCAAUGUGAAAGAAAAAAAGUGUUGUUAACUCUUCCAUCAGUUAAUUUUUGUACGAUUUUAUCAUUAUCCUAUAUAACUAUGUACAAUGAUGAUUUUGUUCAAUUUUAUUGUUAACUUUUACAACUUUGUACAUUUAAUCAUUAUCCGAUAUACCUAAAUAUGUACAAUGAUGAUUUUGUACAAUUUUGUAAGAUUUUUAGGUCACCUGUGACCAUCAAGUGACCUUUAUAACUAUGUACAAUGAUGAUUUUGUUCAAUUUUAUUGUUAACUUUUACAACUUUGUACAUUUAAUCAUUAUCCGAUAUACCUAAAUAUGUACAAUGAUGAUUUUGUAUAAUUUUGUAAGAUUUUUAGGUCACCUGUGACCAUCAAGUGACCUUUAUAACUAUGUACAAUGAUGAUUUUGUUCAAUUUUAUUGUUAACUUUUACAACUUUGUACAUUUAAUCAUUAUCCGAUAUACCUAAAUAUGUACAAUGAUGAUUUUGUACAAUUUUGUAUGAUUUUUAGGUCACCUGUGACCAUCAAGUGACCUUUUCCAACUGCCUUUUGUCUGUCAUCCAUCCAUAAACAUUUUACAUUUUCAACUUCUUCUCCAAAACCACUGAACCAAAUUCAAUGAAAUUUAGCAGGGAACUUCCAUGGCCAAAGGUCAACCAAAAUUGAGGGACGGGACCAAAAGGGGUUGAAUUGUCUAAAUUUUCAAAAAUCUUCUUCUCAACUCCCAGAUAUGGUAGAAUCAAAUACUCUUCACAGAUAGAAAGGUCUAAAGGUCCUUUACCAAAAUUGUGAAUUUCAUGACCUCGGGUCUCACAUUUCCCCCUGGGGAGGGGGUAAAUUUUACUACAGUUUAUAUACGAUAAAUCACAAUUUUGAGCAUUAUUUGUUCCAAUUGCCAUUAGAAAUAAUAUAAACUUGGUUAGAAUUAUCAGUAUGGGAUGCCUGUUGUAAAUGACAUGUAUAUUGGUACUGGCUGACAACCAGGGGCUUAUUGGCGGGGCCAAAAAGGGUCAAAUUAACUGAAAUGUCAAGAAACUUCUCAAGAUGUAAAUAAGGUAGAAUCAAAUACUCUUCAUAGAUGGAAGGGUCUUAAGGUGCUUUACGAAAAUUGUGAAUUUAAUGACCCUGGGGUCUCACAUUUGCCCCGGGGAGGGGUGUAAACUAAACUAUAGUUUAUAUAGGGAAAUCAAAUAUUUUGACUAUCAUUUGUUUGAUUUCUAUUGGAAUUCAUUCUAACUUUGUUAACAUUAUCAGCGUUGGAUGACACAUUGAUGGUAUGCACAUGUUGGCCCUGACUGACCCCUUGGGCUGAUGGGUGGUGCCAAAAAGGGUCAAUUAAAUUAAAACUCAUAUGACAGUUAAUUAAGGCCAAUUAACAGGGCCUCUAUUGUUAUAACUUUUACAGCUUUGUACAAUUUUAUCAUUAUCCUAUCACUUACAACGAUGAUUUUGUACGAUUUUAUCAGUAUUCUAUAAAACUAUGUAUAAUGAUCAUUUCUUCAAUAUAAAAGUUGCUCAAUUGUUAAUAAAGUUUACUAAGAACCAU